UCUUCCAGGAAGAGCUCUCCAACUGCUGGAGAGACAAUGCACAGUUGCUUUCAUCCGGAAUAACGCACGUCUCGCGACUGCUCAUUCCCCUCGCAUUCCAAUACAUGGGUAAAAACAUGAAUGACCAGCUGCUCAAUGGAUGGAUUAAGGACAUGAAACAUGUGAGAGACAUGCUGCACACGAAAUUAAGGGGUUGGGAACGCGAUGUUCAGUAUAUCAGGGAGCAGGUAGCGAACUAUGCGCUGGAAGAAGACAAGAAGGUUCCUGGAAGCUACAUACUUAGAUGAGAAGUGGCAGCUGGAGGACCAAAGCAACGCCGUGCUCAACGUGGACACUGACUGCCUGCAGAUGUUGGCUGAUGUCCUGGAGCACCCCACGUGCCCACUGGACGACCUGCCACCGGAGACCAUCCAGCAGCACCUACAGUGCCGCCAGCAGCUGUGGGGCGACGUGGUGCAGAGGUCGCCCCACAUACCCGUGACCAGCUACCUGGCCUACACGCAGAGGGUGAACGUCAACCUCUGUCUGCUGGCCUGGAUGGCAGUCAACUCGUACAGCAUUUGUCAGGACGUCCCAUUCAGUAUCAUGCAAUCCGUGCACGACGCUCGCUGCUACUUCGAUAGUCCUGACGACCAGUCGUGUAUGGAAUCGAACACCACAGACGCCCUCUGCUCUGUCUCCAGAGCUAUUCUGCUGCUCACGUGUCGCGACUUUUCUUUCCAUGAAUCUCCUGAGCUGUGUGCCGUCAGAUAUUACGGAGCUGGACUGUACCCAAAUGACUUCAAAGCAACGUGGUCAAAUCCCCUCAGAGGUUAUGUAAAGCCAACAGAAAGGACACUGAGUUACAAAGAGAGUUUACAUAGUGGCACCUUGAAAUACAAAAAUUUUAAAAUCGACAGGUUAAAACCUUUAGAAAUAUCGUUCGUAGUGGUAAAUAUUCUUUUCCGUUUUUUGACUGCCGGACUAUACAUGCGCCUUCCACAUUUACGUAAUCUGCCUGGAAAGAUUUUCUUGUCCUUCCAGAUCACGGGUAUAGUCCAGAUCCUGUGUUCUGAGGUCGUUUAUCGGAUGGCAGGCGUCCCCGACUUAUCUGUAAUGGUACUGAUCGAUAGCGCCCUCACAUUUCUCAGCUGUAUCUGGCUAAACUCAUUCUGCUACCACAUGUACGCUUGUGUUCGUCAUCUGAGGCUUCCUAACGAGCUAGCACCUACUGAAGCAAGCCGGAUAUUCCGUCGCCAGGUGCUGUGUGUGCUAAUACCCUGGAGUAUAGUAUGCGCAACGUGUAUCGCUUUGGAAAAAACGGCCAGGUACUAUCUGAUCUAUAGUCGGAUAAUAUUCCUUAGGGCGAUUUCACUAUCGAUAUCUUUCAACUUGGUUUGUCUCGGACUGGUGGGAAUCAUGUACUACGAUCUGGUCGCUGGCUUACUCGCUUUAUAA
This is a messenger RNA of Schistocerca piceifrons (Central American locust), 1437 nucleotides long. RefSeq lists its product as uncharacterized. The coding region runs from base 238 to 1437 and encodes 399 amino acids. The record is from RefSeq and is a predicted model, not a curated record. NCBI's taxonomy places the organism in Eukaryota, Metazoa, Arthropoda, Insecta, Orthoptera, Acrididae. The transcript has 3 exons.